Molecule: messenger RNA, 1593 nt
Organism: Mytilus californianus (California mussel)
Lineage: Eukaryota; Metazoa; Mollusca; Bivalvia; Mytilida; Mytilidae
Product: sodium-coupled monocarboxylate transporter 1-like
Exons: 14
Coding region: 1-1593 (530 amino acids)
Biological process (GO): sodium ion transport; transmembrane transport
Cellular component (GO): membrane
Molecular function (GO): symporter activity
Source: RefSeq, a predicted model, not a curated record
AUGGCAUCUAGAUCGUUUUACUUGGCAGACUAUAUUAUAUUUGCCAUUACCAUCGUGCUCUCAGUCGGAAUUGGUCUCUUUCAUGCAUUUGUCGGUGGGAAACAAAAAACAACAUCCGAGUUUCAUCUUGGAAACCGUAGAAUGGCCAUCAUACCGGUUGCCAUUUCAUUAAUAGUGUCGUUUGAAUCAUCAAUCAUGAUGCUUGGAUUUCCUGCAGAAUCAUACGUAUUUGGGAUUCAGAAUAUUAUGGCAGAUUUUGGAUGGUUUGUUGCUAAUCUGCUUUCAAUUAAAAUAAUGAUACCAUUGAUACAUCCUUUGAAGAUUACUAGUGCAUAUGAGUACUUGGAAUUACGAUUUAAUUCCCAUGCUGUGCGAAUACUUGGUACAGUUCUUGGAAUGCUGAAUUAUGCUUUGUACAUGGGUAUUGUACUGUUUGGACCAGCAAUUGCAUUAGAAGCGGUAAUGGGUUUCCCUCAGUUUGCUUCAAUCAUCAUUGUUGCUAUAGCUGCUGUUAUAUAUACUUCAAUGGGUGGAAUAAAAGCUGUUAUAUGGACUGAUGUCUUCCAAAGUUUUGUAAUGAUCGCUGGUAUUAUGGCAAUUUUGAUAAAGGGUACAAUUGUCAGUGGAGGUGUAAAGUCAACUUGGACGAUUGCCAAUGAUAAUGGACGACUUAACUUUUUCGUAUGGGACACAGACAUCACAAGACGACACACGUUUUUGAAUUUAUUUGUUGGCACUAUGAUUAGAGGAACUGGAUUAAUAUUUAAUCAAUCAUCUGUUCAGAGGAUCUGCUCUACACCAACACUCAAAGAUGCUAGAAAAGUAAUGCUAUUUGUUUCGCCAGCAUUCCUCAUAACAAUGGCCAUGGCAUUCUUCGAGGGGAUCGUUGCUUACUCCUACUACCACACACUAGGUUGUGACCCACUCAAAUCAAAACAAAUCACAAAUCCGAAUCAGAUAAUACCGUAUAUGGUAAUGGAUAUUUUCAAUGGUCUACCAGGAAUGCCGGGAUUGUUUAUGGCUUCGUUAUUCAGUGCAUCACUAAGUACGUUGUCAUCUGGUCUCAGCAGUUUAUCAGCUCUGUUUUGGCAGGAUUUAGUUAAGCCUCAUACAAAGCCCAUGUCAGAAUUAAAAGGAACAAUUAUUUCUAAAGUUGCAGUCAUAGUGUUUGGAAUUGUUGCUGUAUGCGUAGCUCUUUUGGUGUCUAUUAUUGGUGGAACAUUAACACAGAUAACUGGAACCAUUCUAGCAGCAAUUGGUGGUCCGCUCACUGGUUUAUUUCUGUUGGGCUGUUUCUGUCCUUGGGCAAACGCUAAGGGGGCAUUUAUCGGAACAAUUUCGGGAAUUAUAUUGAUUACGUGGAUAACAACAGGACAGUACACAUCACCAAACGUUCGAAAAGCUGUACCAUUACCGUCAGCUCCUAUUGACAAGUGUUAUGUACCUUUUACAAACAUAACAACACUGUACAAUGUUUCAACACAGAUGUCGACUUCAACAUAUGAGUACCACUCCACUGUUUUUACCACAGAAUCUCCGAUAGUUGACAAAAUACCUUUUUAUGAUCCUCUUUUGAAUGUUUACUCAGCAUGA